Messenger RNA from Cylicostephanus goldi, 1175 nucleotides. The record is from the annotation of a GenBank genome assembly. NCBI's taxonomy places the organism in Eukaryota, Metazoa, Nematoda, Chromadorea, Rhabditida, Strongylidae.
AUGUGCGAUAAAAUCGAGCGAGCGAAUGCUGAGGACAAGCAGAAGAUUAGCAGCUUGCAGGCGGAAGUGACAAGAUUGAAGUCUGCUCCUCCUCCGGCAUCUGCUCUUGAGAGCUCAUCGCAGGAUCUGAAUGCGUUGAAGGAGAAAGUUGGAAGUUUGGAGCAAGAGAAUGCGAAGCUUAGCAAUGAUUUGACUUCUAAAAUUGGUGAGUACGAAGAGGUGAAGUUCCGGCUCAACGCCAUGGCUCCGUCGUUUGAAAAGGCUCAAGCUCGUGUGGCGCAGCUAACCGCUGAAAAGAAUGAACUAGUUGCUCGUAUCGCUUCUUUGGAGGGUCAAGCAAAUCCUGCGUGGCCAGGUAGCCAGAAUCGUCCAGCCGCCGUAUCUUUAUCGGCUUCGUCAGUGAUGUCCACCGGAUCGCAGCCUGAUAGUCUUGGAUCCGGCGAUAGUGCUCCUUCAUCUGUAACAACAUCAAAACGACUAGCUUUCGAUUCUCCGGUCAGGUUUGCGCCUACCGUAACGACAACAGCUGAUACCAUCUCUGGGAUGUCACACUCUGCUGCACCACAAUCCUCUUCCGCUGCACCUUUACCAGCCGGCUCCCUAUCGGCACAAGUACCAAAAUUGUUCAAGUCGAGCGUAGAACCUGCGUUCCCAUCUACUCAGGCUACAUCGACACCACCUCCUGAAGAACCACAGUCGAAAGGGGUGACUACCAGUGAAAGUGCACCUUCCGGACAGGUACCAUCAUCUCCAAUAACCUACUCCUUGGCGACAUCAUCAGCAGCUAGAAUUACUCCACAUCAAUCAUUGUUUGGAAAAUCAGCACCAGUUGCUGCAAAUGCAAAUGUGAGCACAUCAAGCGCAAACAGCACAACUGCAGAAGGCAAAGGAGGAUCUGUAAUUACUGAAGCUGAGCAAAGUAGUCAGGUCAGCGGUAGUGCUGAAGUCCGAGGUGUAGAGGCUAAUGACGAUGAUGGAGCUGGACACAACGAUUCAGCGGGAGAGUCACGAGACAGCGGCAGUGGAAUGCCUGUCUCGUCAUCGGAUGGAAGAAGGAAGAGAUCAGCUACAAACGAGACUUCUAGCUGUGAAUCUAAACGUCAUAGAGAUAGCCCAAGUGAGAUAGUGACCAGCAGUGAGGAGCGCCGCGAUUUGGGUAGGCUACCUACUUGAAG